GUGGAUAUUAUUGUGACAUUACAAGCACGUUUACUUACAAAAACAAAUUUGGAACCAUAAAAAGGAAAUAAAUGAGAAAUACUAUACCAGUAUUCUCGGCUCCCAGUAGAGAAUAUCGGAUACAGUUUUAACUAUACAUAUGAAAAUAAAAAAAUAAAAAUGGGGUCAUCUUGACUUAUACCACAAGCAACCUCUCUCUAACAACUCCCCUCGCUGCUUCUCUCUCCACAAAUGGAUGUCAUCUUCGAUCCACCAAAUGGAAAAUCCUUCUCCAUUGAAGUGGGUUUCUUUGAUACUAUUCUAGAAAUCAAGCAAAAGAUUGAGAGGUACCACGCCAUACCCAUUCCAAGCCAAACCCUCGUCUUCAAUCGCCAAGUUCUCCAAGAUGAACGUGACGUGGCCGACUGCGAUAUCCUCCAAAACUCUCACAUCCGGCUCAUUAUCGCCAGCUCCGAUCAUUUCGAUAGGCCCACCGCCAAUGACGACGCCACGAUUAACGUCGACGAAGACUCCCCCGCCCCAAUAUUUCUCAACAACAAAAUCAGCCUAAACUUGAAGAUACCUACUCCGACACCGCACGUCGUCCCCGUCGAGAUGGACGUAAACGACACCGUUUCGUCAUUGAAAGAUAAGAUUCAGGAGAUGGAACCCAGUGUCGUUUCGGCCAAACGGUUGGUUCUCCACUCCUCGUCUGGGCUUGUGGAGUUGCAAGAUAAGCGUUCUUUAAGUGAAUGUGAGCUUUCUGAGAACGCUGAGAUCGAGGUGAGUUUGAGGCGGUCUCCGACGGCGACAGUAGUAGGGGGGCCAAAGAAGUUGAAGCUGGUAGUGAUACCCAAGUGUGGGAGUAAGAGGGCUGUUGUGGAGAUGAGCCCAUAUGAUAACGUAGCGGAACUGAGGAAGGAGUUGGAGAAGCUUCGACAGAUGGGGAGUCAGUUUCCUCUCCCGCCGGAGGGUUACUUCUUCAUUUACAAGCAGAAUGUCAUGGACGAAGACAAGUCGUUUCGAUGGCACCACGUCUCCCAGGGUGACUCUGUUGACAUUUUCAAUGGUAGCGUUACCGGAGGAUCUUAAUUAAACUACCUAUACCUAUACAAAGCUUUUAUUAAUUGUUUUUAUUAUUUUUCAUAUAUUCCUCUUUUUUAGCAGGUUAAUUACCAUUGUUCUUU
This is a messenger RNA of Humulus lupulus (European hop), 1166 nucleotides long. RefSeq names its product ubiquitin domain-containing protein 7SL RNA1-like. Gene Ontology annotation, biological process: proteasome-mediated ubiquitin-dependent protein catabolic process. The transcript has a single exon. Gene Ontology annotation, molecular function: polyubiquitin modification-dependent protein binding; ubiquitin binding; proteasome binding. Lineage: Eukaryota; Viridiplantae; Streptophyta; Magnoliopsida; Rosales; Cannabaceae. Gene Ontology annotation, cellular component: nucleoplasm; cytosol. Bases 232 to 1071 code for a protein of 279 amino acids. The record is from RefSeq and is a predicted model, not a curated record.